This is a messenger RNA of Parascedosporium putredinis, 369 nucleotides long. Lineage: Eukaryota; Fungi; Ascomycota; Sordariomycetes; Microascales; Microascaceae. The record is from the annotation of a GenBank genome assembly.
AUGGUUCCACCCGCCUUACACCCACCAACCCCCGAGCCACACCCUCCUCCUCUUCCUCCUCGUCACCGCCCACCACCCUUGACGCUGGCUGACACCAAUACACCCUUCACCAAACCUGUGGAACCACCCCUGAUCUUGACCCUCGGGCUCGGUGGAUCUUGCGCCGUUGACUUCAACCGGCUCAACUCCGCACCCGAGGGAUACUGGCCCCUCCGCGCGGCCUUUGCCCUGCCCUGCGAGGAUUUCUCCCAGAUGAACAUGAACGUCCCCCAGGCGUACAACACCGUCGAGACCGUCGCCUUUGCUUCGGUCUCACCCCUCGCCGCGCGGCCGCCUACUUUGAGAAAUACUCGCCCGUGGAUUUCGUGA